UUCCAAGAUGGCAGAAGAUCAAGGGCCGUUUUCUCCAAUUUUCUUUUAAACUCUUGUCGUCUCCCGUGGAAGAUGCAGUGUGCAUUAGUGCUUCAAACUAUGGUCAGUGACACUGGAAUGGAUAUAAACUCCAUCCCAGUACAAAUAAAAGCGAAGAAACCCUGGAGAAAAGUGCUUUACGAAGACCAGGGCGUUCCAGACAACUAUGUGGACGAGUCGUUUCUGGAUGAAAUGAAGAAAAAUUGUAAGUGUGUUUAACUUAAAUGGUCUUGUAGCACAUAAUUAUAGGACGUUAGCUGGUUAGUGACAGUUAUGUGUGAGUGACAUAAACACCACUGACAGCAUUGAGCAUGAUACAUCGAUCGGUUUUUUAUAGUUUGUCAACCAAUAUCUCAAGUCAAGUCAAGUCAAGUCAAGUCAAUUUUUAUUUAAACUCAAACGGAAUAAUUAUAAUUAUCAAAUUGUGGGUUAAGCACUACAAAAUGGUAGCAAACGAUGCUCUCUUUCAUUUUUAGCUAUUUGCCUUUGGUACACAAGGUAAGAGUCUGUUAAGAACUAACGCUUUAAUGUCAAAAGUUUUCUGUAUGGAAAAUGAAAGGAAUGCUUAUACAUAUAAUGUACUAAUACUUACAUCUCAAUACUUCCUUAAUAGAAGGGUAGCAAGGGGGGGGGGGGGGGGACCUGUCAUGCAUCAUGCUUGACCCGCCUUGUAAUUCAGUUUAUGCUGCAAAGAGGUUGAAUAAACCAAUCAUUAUUAUUAUUAUUAUUAUGCUUACUCUUUAUCUGCCAUCACCCAUGCACAGGGAAAAAAUUAGCCAUCACAGAUCACGUGAAUGAGGUGUAAAUUGCAGUAAGUUAACAUGGCAAUCCCAACCCAUUGAAUGGAUCAGCGAUAAUAAAUCGUGUUCAGGGAUCCUACUGGGCAGGAUCAUGCAUUAACAGUUAGUUGAAUGACCUCAAUUGUACAAAAGUGAGUUUUCUGAAAUCCAGUGAUAUUUAAUUAUAUUAAACAGUAUUCACGGAUGUGCGAAUAGAGGUCAUAAAUAUGACUUGACUUUUUUCCCCUUCCUCCCAAUCCCCUACCCCUACUAGAACGGCUCCAAAAUCUCUGAUAUAGAGAUUCAACUCAUUCUUGCACUAAUAUUUAGAUUUGGAGUUAUUUUGGUCUUAAAAAAUUGGAUGUAAAGUUUUAUACAGUUGAACCUCCCAUAAGCGACCACCCAAAAUGCAAAGACUUUGUGGUCACUUACAAGAAUCGAACCACAGGGAGGCAACUUCUGAGAAGAGGUCUGUUCACAUCUAUUUUAUGGAAGAUGAUUUAUUGCAUGCAAUUUCUAAGUUACACCAUGUGUAGUUCCAUGUUGGUACUAAAGUUCUUUGCAUAUUCUAAUUCUAAUUAGCAUAGUGCGCACAGCAAACAUACAGUCGGGGGACAUAAGUAUUCGUCACUUUCAAUAUGGCGGCAUUUGUUUACAUUUUACGCGUGCUAGUUUUAACACCGUUUACGGCAAAUCUAACUUUAAAAUCACCUUAAUGUUUAGUAAGAUGACCCUUCAUUUCAAUUACAUCAUUUAGGCGGUCAGGUAUGGUCUGGUAAAGGUUUCUCAUAUAAUCCAAUUCGAUGUUCCGCCACACGCUCUGGAUUUCACGCAGAAGAUCAUUUUUGGUAGUGAUGUCUACCGCGGACUUUUGUAGCUCUCUCUUCUUGUAGAGCCAGAUAUUUUCUAUUAUACUUAAAUCUGGUGAUUUUGCUGGCCAUUCCAUUGAGGUUACUUCGUUUUGAUCUUUAUAAUUUUCUUCAGUGUUGGGUCUGUGAACAGGCGCAUUGUCAUCCAUGAACAAGUAUUCUUUUCCUUCAAAAUACGAGACAACUACUGGCCUUAAGUUCUUGUCUAGGAUGUCAAUGUACUUGGCAGAGUUGAUGUUGCCUUCAACUGCAGUCAGAGUUCCAACCCCAUCAAACUUAUCUUCCGUUCAGAGCGAGAACAAAUAAGAUGUGGGUUGUACUUUUCGUCUUCUUUUCGCCAAAUGUAAACACGGUUGUUUGUACCAAGCACAAUCUGACUUUCAUUUGAAAAUAUUACUUUUUUCCAGUGGUUGUCUAAUGUCCGACCUCUUCGCUCUUGACACCACUUGACUCGCUUUUUUUGAUUCGCUUCCCGAACCACCAUUUUCUUUUUCGCUAACCCUCUUUUAUAUCCUUCCGAAUGCAAUACCCUUUGCACAGUUUUCUGGCUGAAAGUAUUUGUUUUGCACUCGUUUAGUUUUGCAGUAAUGUCCUGUGAGGUAAGUCGUCUGUUACUUUUGACCAAAUGCUUGAAAGCAUUUCUGUCUCUAUUUGUGAAGCUCCUUUUCCUGCCACUUCGCAUCAAAGUCUCCACUGUGCCAGUCCUUCGGUACUUGCUUAGAACGCUCGUGAUAGUCGUUCUUGGAAUGUUCAACAUUCUUGACAGUUCCGCUUUGUUUUGCACGGAUAUUUCCGACAGAGUAAUAAUUAAUUUGUUUGUCGCUCUGGACAGUUCAGCACCUUUUCGACUCAUGAGAGCUGAAAAUAAAUUCUCAUUAGCAAAACAAAAAAAAAUAUGACCCUUUUUAGCGACCUAACCUUGAACUUAAUGUUGAAUCACAGGAAAAAAUAACGGAUUCCCAUUUUUGGAUAUUUUAGGGUAUUUAAAGAAUACCCACAAAAAUCCCAAAUUUGGAAGAGUGAGACAAGUCCCAACGUGGGAACUUAGUUGGGAAUUCCCUGGUUGGGACUUGUCUCACUUUGCCAAAUUUGGGAUUUUUAUGGGUAUUCUUUAAAUACCCUAAAAUAUCCAAAAAUGAGAAUCCGUUAUUUUUUCCUGUGAAUGACUAAAUGAGCGAGGUGUCAAAACACAAACAGCUCUUAUUUCUUUUCUUUCAGGAACUGUGCAGUUUUUUUCGUGCUCUUGGACAGAUGUUUGUUUGUUUCUAUUUUUGCUAAUUUUUCCUGCCUUUAUUGACCAAACGCGCACCCUGCAUCAUAUUUUCCUGUUGACAGUGUGCACAACGGGGGUAAAAAUUUCACGCGUCUUUUUUGAAAGUGACGAAUACUUAUGUCCCUUGACUGUAGCUAGAUCAGAGAAUGCGUCAAGUGGUUGCUUACAAGAGGUUAAAAACAAUGGAAAAUCAUUAAAAAAAGUGGUUGCCGUCACUUACGGGAGGUGUUUGUUUACUAGAGGUUCUGACUUUAAGGCUUUGACUCAGAAAGUUUUGGUGUUUUGGAUAGGCAGUUGCUAAUGGAAGGUGGCCGCUUAUGAGAGGUGGUUGCACAUAGAGGUUUGACUGUAGCCAUGUCUUCAUUGUAUAUAAAGAAACUCAUUAAGCAUUAAUUUUUUUGUUUUUUUAUUUGUGAACUAUUUUCAUGUGCUAGCCGGGUAACUAUGAGUAUUUGUUUAACUUUGCACCUAGACUAGUUACCCGGCUAGCACAUGAUAAAACAGAAAAAAUUACUGUAUAGGAUGUGAUUUAAUUCUUGUAACGUUGAUAAAGCAGACUAUUGCAUUUGAUUUUCCAUGUAUCAUACAUCUUGCUUUCUAUAUCUUUUGUGCAGUAAAUACGAGAACCUAUCAAUUCUGGUCAGUGGUGCUGGAAUCUGGAGCUGUGUCACAACAACUUAGCAGGUAAUUUUUGUAAGCUACAACACAGUCAUGUGUUACAAUAACGAAGUGUUCUUUUCUUGCACUAGUGAUUGGUCAAGAGUUGAGGUCUAUGAAAGCUGAAAGAAGUUUACAACAUGAAUCUGACAUAUUGUAAUGAUUAAGCAAUAUGUGUUCAUCUGUCUUUCCUGCACAUGGAUACAUGGUUUUCCAAUUAAAAACAUAUUGCAUAAAUCAAAUAGACAACAAUUUUCAUGGUAGAAAUUUCUAUACCUUUUUAAACUACAGUGGUGUAACUACGUACACUGUAAUAAUGGACCGGUAUUAUAUUCUAUGGGAAGUGUGGAAAUGUAAGGAGCCCGCAGUGAAUAGCCUCCAAGGAACCAGAGUAGAAUGUUUAGUUUUGCAUGAAUGAAUUCUUUAUUUUGUCAGUCACACUGCAGGUUAAAAAAUGGCAAGCCAUUGUUACAAAUGACAUUAAUUUUUACCUGCAUCAGGCAGCUUCAUAUAAAGGCUUUGUGAAAGGGCAGAGGUCAUUCUUGAAAUUGUGGUUUUAGUAUUACAAAAAUGAUUAUGAAAAGGUAAUAGUACAUUAAAGUUACUAUACCUUCAAAGUUUAACCAUCAAACAUUGCAAUCCAGCUAAUUAAGAACUGAUUUUGCUUCAUUUUUCCCUUAGUGUAAGCAUAUUUGUAGCAGCUUUUGUGUAUAUGGAUUUUGGACUCCUGUCUCCUUCCAUCUUAGUUGUGCUUUCUUCUGUGUUGACGUUAGUUGGUUAUGUUUUGUUUGAUGCAUUGGACAAUGGAACUCUAAGACAACACUCAAAAAGAACGAGUAGGUAUUUGAUUUUUUUAUGUUAUAACUGUAAUGAGUUUUUAGUUGUGCUUUCCUCUGUGUUGACGUUAGUUGGUUAUGUUUUGUUUGAUGCAUUGGACAAUGGAACUCUAAUACAACAACAGUAAAAAAAGUAGGUAUUUAAUUUACUUUAUGUUAUAACUGUAAUGAGUUCUUAAGAAUGAAGAACAAAAAAAAAACAUGAAAUGUGGGAUUGUUGGGGAGGAUCAUCUAACUAAAUUGUGCCGCCAUGUGCAUUUUCUUUUCUCCACAGUUUUAUAUUUUUAUAAUAAAAAUGUGCUCAACAGUCCCUAAAGAGAAAAUAGGGGGUCUGUGAACAGGCUAAGCCAAAAGGAUUUAAUUCAAUUAAAUGGCCGGGAAGUUGUGUUAUUUGAGUUCAAGUCAACAAAGGUUUACUGCAUCCACUGUGACAGAAAUAAUUGCCAUUGUGAUAAUUACACUUGAUUGUGUUUUGUUCCAGGAUUAGAUGACUUAAAAAGUUGCAUAUUGGUGUUAGUCUCUGUACUUUUGUUAUCUCCAGUGUUGAAAACCUUGACUGAUUCUAUUAGCACAGACACCAUCUAUGCCAUGACUGUAAGUAAUACAAGUCAGAACAAAUACCUUUCCAACACUGUCUUUCUCUCUCCCUUUCUAACCCUGAAAUCCUUGCACAAGACAAAGUGAAAAAAAUAAUCCCCUCCUGGCGAAACUUGUAACUUCAGUUGACUCCCUGUAACUCCAACCCUGUGCAACUCAAAACUUGUGCUAACCUGAGCUUAAAUUGAUCUCCUCUGAGUUUGCUCCAAACUUUCGAUGUAAUUGUACCCUCAAUAAUUUGAAUCCUAGCUGAUUUCUAUAAAAAAGUGUAUUAUAACCAACCAUUAAAACACUCCUUUUUGGUUUUAUUUUUCGUUUAACCCGCACCAAAGUGAAAGUAAGUGGCAAGUAUUCUUGACAUGUCUAUAAUAAUAUUAUUAUUGUCCUUACAUUAUUUAGUGAGACCAGCACCCCACCCAUCACACAAGAACUAAAUGAGCAGCCCCGCUUCCCCCUCUCCCGCCACCCAGCCUGUGUAGUAAAUAAAGGGUUCUUAUUUUGUAAUCUCCCAUCAUUUCUUCCUAUUACCAGAUAACUCAAGUGUUUUACAUGUACGAUGAUGUCCCUUCUUAUUGAAGGCUCGAGUGAACGGUCAAUUGUACAUGUUUUGUUGUGGGUUUAGACACUUGUAGGAAGAUUUAAAAUCGAUAUUAAUAUUAGUAUACCGUAGUAUUAAUUUGUUGAGAUUCUUUACCAGUCACAGUGAACCACUACAUUUUAUAGUUUUUCUUGUAGACAUAAGAGAUGACUUUAAAUAAUAGGGGACCAUUAAUUGUGGUGUCUCUUAUGAAUCAAUGUAAUCUCUCUUUUAUUCUGCAGACUUUCAUGCUUGCCAUGAACUUACUUUUGUACGAUUACGGAACACGCGCCGCUAUGUAAGUAUUUCAACUUUUCGGUAAACUUUUUCUUCACGUCAGUUUCUUUGCCAAUGUUAUCAAGAACUUUUUAGAGACAGGUCUUUUUUCGGUUCCCCUUGUUAUAUCACAUUAAGCCAUUCAACAACAGGCUUUGACAGUUUUUGGCCGUGUUGUGAAACUUAUUUUGACCUCACUUUUUUUUUAGAACUUAAAAGUUCUAAUAUAACAUGGUGGCAGUGGUUUUCCAUAGGAAUUUCGCUUGCCUUGUUCAUUACUAUGAUUUUUGAUUGGCUAACAAAUGUCUUGCCACUUUCUCUAUCAAUUGGCGACAACUUGAGCGCGAGUGAGCCCCGUUUCCAUAUUUCGGAUUCACGCAUUUGCGUGUAAAUGCGAAACGAGUUCAGCGCCAAAGGUUUUCGCAUUCGUAACGAACCUGGUAAAAUCUCCUCUAUUGUAAACCUACAAUCCCGGACAAAAGUAGUUGGGAAGGUUGUACAACUUAACAGUAGUUCAAUUUAAUGUUCAAAUAAGUUGGUUUUCGCUUUCACUUAUCCCCUGUUUCCCGUAUUCAGUGUUGGAAUAUAACAGAACAAUAAGAGAGAGGAGAAGUCAUUACGUCACGUUGCCAUGGUAGCACAAUUUCUGGAUGACAACAAACCAAAACGUCACUUAAAAAGUGGAUUCGCACUGUUUCAAACUUCAUCGAUCUUAUUUAAAUUCAUUUAAUUUGUCAAAUGCUGGCGAAAUUUUCUGGGGUGAAACCAAAAGAAACAUACCUAAGUUAGAAAAAGAAAGAGAAAAUUUUUGUGUUGUGCUCACCUACUCCAUAAAGCGGGCGCAUGAAAUUAGGAAGUUUCAUGUCGCAGUAGUGCAACAACGGCGGGCUAAGAAAUGUACAAAAAAGCGUGAUUGGUUUUUUUUGCCAAUCUAAACCUAUUGCUUUUUUGCUGUUCGCCGUCGCCGUUGCAAAAACUCCCCGUUGUUGUGAUCCAGAAAUUUUGCUACCAUGGUAAAGUGACGUCACCCUUUUCCUCUCUAUUGUUCGCAUUAUUAUUAUGCGCACAAACAUUUAUUACUAAGUUUUGUUCAACACUGGGGCAGGGGCGAGGGGAAGAAGGAAAAAAAGAGUUUAAAAGUAGCAGCCUUCCCAACACUUUGACGAUGAGUGUAGCUUUAAUUAACAAAACAUGACAUCAGCUAAACUUGACAUGAUGAAAUGAAAACUAUAUGCUUGUUAAAGUAACUAUCAAUGAUUCUUUUUUUACAGAGUUUCAAGGUCCACUUCGUUAAACGCUUCUAUCUUCGCCUCUGUUUGUUUGGCAUCUCGUCUUCCUUCUUCCUUUCAUGUCUUCGCUACUGUUAUCCUAGCUAUGCAGAUGUUUGCUCUCUUUCCAUCUCUUAGAAGACAGUUAAAGGUAUUUGUAACUAUACUUUGUGGUCAUGCUACGAGAACAGGAGAAGUAUUGGAUUUAUAGGUGUAGACUAUUGCAAGAUCUAAGAUCCAAGUUUUACAAUUUUUACGAUGCGUUGGGAGCAUGGUAGGAACCGAAUUAUCCUUUUUUUGUGGAAGAGUCUCAUUAACUUGCGCAGGAAUGCAUUAGUGACGUCGUAGCCCAUUGUCUUUACAUCAUGAAUAAAAUGCGGGGGAAUCUCAUUAUUCUGUGGGGAAAUGCAUUAACGCCGGUAUUAACGCCGAUGACUUCAUAGUCUUUUGUCUUUAUCUCAUGAAUAAAAUGUAGCCUGCGAAGAAAUUGACCAACGUUUGAAAUGCCUGCUUUAGUCUUUAUAUCGAUAAAAUAAGUGUCCGUGACGUUUUUUCUGAAAGUCCGCUUAAUACGAAUACCAGGAUAAUAUGGACAAUAUGGCUUGUCCCCUUCGUGUCCGUAUUAACCGGGUUCCACUGUACGAGUAUUAGCGGUUCCACAGAUAUACUGUUUUCCAAUACUUCUUUUACAUUAAAAGUGACUUGAUAAAGGCAUUUUUCUUAAGUCUCGCUUUUCUCAUUCGUCAGAUGCAUCUACCCUCAAGCGACAUAUUGCUGACGUGGACUCUUGUAUUUGUUGCCAUAGCGAUGCUUUGGCCGCUGACCCAAUUGUUUGCAGUACUACUUGUCCUUGUUCAUCUCGCAGUGACGCUUGUUUGUCCAUUCUGGUUGAUCAAACUGCAGCGACUGAAAAAGUAAGUUACCAACCCUCCCCUUUACUUUUAAGUAACAUUUAAAAAUGUUAUACUGGGACGCCUUGAAUAAAAUUGUUAUCUUUCUUAUCACGUGAUCGCUUCCAACUAAGAAGGAGGUGGGUGGGGGGCGCUCCUUUAUUUGUUUUGGUAGUAGUGGCUCAGAAGGCCUAACCAGGAGCCAUAAUCGGGGUAGGAGACUGUAACUGGAUACCUUUUCCAGUAGCCGGGUUGGUUCCAUUGAAAUAGCCAAACGUGCUAUUUUUAGCACCAUCUCGUGUGACACGCGCGUACAUUUUGCUGCAAGGGCCCCGCCCAAAGGAUAAACAAACUAAAUGGCGUAAGAAAUUACUGUCAUCAUUCCCUCCUCUGAAUUUGAGGCAAGACCGUGAGGAUAACCACUUUGACAAUAACUCUGAAUAUGAUGAGGACUGUGUGAAUGCAAUUCUGAUCAUGUUAAUCACCAUAGUGAGAGGUUUUUUUUUUAAUUUGACAAAUCCAGUUACGAAGAGAGGUGAGAGAUGUCGUGCGAUGAAUAUCCCGUUCAGACAAAAAAAAACUUCCGGGAAAAGGAGGGCGGAAAGUUAACAACAACAACAACAACAACAAUUUAUGUCUAAAUCAUAAAUCAAUGCUUUUCGUCUUAGGCCAACGAAUUUUCAUUAGAAAUAAAACGCAAACUGCGGUGACAAACAUGAAGCUAAACAAGCGCAUAGCUAAAACAGAAUUUCAUUCACCGACUUAACGUUUCGUAUGUCUCAACAUACAUCUUCGGAGGUAACCGUACGCUUAAAAUUUUGAAAUAUAUAAUAACAGUAAUUUGAGUAGCUCACGAGAUAAUAUUGACAAAAACAAAGGAGGUAAUACGAUAAGUACAGCUUCAGCAGCUUCAAACAGCGUCAACCGGCAGAAUUUCACAGGAAAAUGCAUUAAAUUAAAUAAUUUGCCCACUUAACGAUAUCCUUGGCAGCGUGGCGCAGUGGUCUAGGAGCUGACCUUCCGUGCAGAUUGUCCAGGUUUCCCCGGGUCCGACUCUCGGCUUAAAUCUUUUUUUCUUUGUUGUAUAUACAUGCGAGGUUUUACGAUAAACGUAUUUCUAGUAAUGUUAUGUAACAUUGACUUAUUCUUCCACUGUGCAUGCAUUGUAUAUCGAGAUAUUAAGCACUUGGAAAGUUAAGACAGCACUCAAGUAAAGUCGCAAGACGAUCGCCCGUCUCCUGAAAUUCCACACGAGUGCCGCGCAAAUUUGCAGGUUCCUGCGCGAUUUGUGACGUUGAGGGUGGUGCAGUUUGUUCUAAAAAUAGUACAUUUGGCUAUUUCGAUGGAACCGCGUGGACCCCGUCCUUGCGGUCUCCUACCCCGAUUAUGGCUCCUGGAUCUAACCAUAUAGUAUAGACAGCCGAAUUACUGUUCCUAUCCCAGACAGCGAUGAUCAUUUUCUUUGGUAAAAUAUUAUCUUUUUCAAACUUAAUCUUCCCCAUUCAAGAUUCUAGAUUCUGAUUUUUUGGAGGACGCACCCUUAUGUGUACAUGUUGCAGAUAAAUACUGUGUGGAAAUAUUUCCUCAUAUCUUAAGAAUGGCUCUUUAAGUUAAAUUCACUUUAAUUUUCCUUUGUAGUAAUAUUCACGGUCCGUGGGAUGAGGCUGUUAUUAAAGAAGAACAUGUUGCACCUUGAAGUGAAAAAUUUCAACUACGUGCGAGUUAGCAUCACUUCUCGCUCGCUUCGCGAUGAAGUGUAACUGUUUCAUGAUACGUCAUGGGUCGAUACGUGUUGCCGACAGACGUGUUAACUGUUCUUCUGACGUCAUUCAUUGGACACUGUUCACUCCACGUCGUGGUAGGUGACGUCAUCUGUUGGUGCUCUCCGAGCUUGUUAGGAAUAAGAGAGUCAGAUUACUGGAGCAUAGUCUGAUUAAUGGCUUAAUUUGUUGGUGAAGUGAGUGGAAAAGAAGAUGACAUCAAAUCUUACAACAUAUAUGUACGGUGUUCAACGUUUAUCGUUGAGAACAAGAGAAACAAUGCAGCCGGCGCUUUCAUGUUCCGUAAGGAGUUUAUAUGAGAACUUUUGAAGUCAGAUGAACUAUUAGUAGCCUUUCUUGUCCCUCGGAAUAGCUACCUUUGUCAUGCACAAUUUAAGGGUCAUGAAUUCAAGCUUGAGUUUCUUGGCUAGGUAGGACAAUGUUUGUCAAAAGACCAGACAAACAAUAGACCUCUUUAGCUUGUAGAUUUUGUUUUCCCAAUGACGGAAUUAAAUUAUGCGUACAUAUGGACGGGGAUAAGACGAAAUUUGAGUGAAACGGUUCGGUAGAGAAUGAUUAGGGCAAAUAAAUUACCCAUCUAUACUGUCCGAUCAGCCUUACCUUUAAUUUUGUGUAUUAUCACAUGACCUACAUUAGGAAAUCAAAACUACAAACCAAAGAUGUCUAUUGCGGGCUAUCUACCUCGCAGGUCCUAGUUUUGGAGCUGUUCAUAUUCGGAUGAGCUACCUGAAUUCAAUUCAAGAUCCUGCUUCUCACUUUCAAGGCUAUUCACGGUCUCCCUCCUCCCUACGUCAGUGAACUUGUAACUGUCAAACCCAAAUCUACGUACGGUCUCCGCUCAAACAACAGUAUUCUGCUGCUACCUCCUACACAGAAAAUGCUGCCUUCACUUGGUUCUCGCUCCUUUGCUGCUGCUGCCCCUGCGCUUUGGAACAAACUGCCUGCUCAUAUUAGAAAUGUUACUUCCUUAAAUAGUUUUAAGAA
Messenger RNA from Porites lobata, 10826 nucleotides. Lineage: Eukaryota; Metazoa; Cnidaria; Anthozoa; Scleractinia; Poritidae. The record is from the annotation of a GenBank genome assembly.